Molecule: messenger RNA, 1594 nt
Organism: Dothidotthia symphoricarpi CBS 119687
Lineage: Eukaryota; Fungi; Ascomycota; Dothideomycetes; Pleosporales; Dothidotthiaceae
Exons: 2
Coding region: 448-1401 (317 amino acids)
Source: RefSeq, a predicted model, not a curated record
CAGGUCUUUCUCAAUGCUAGCAUAUACGGUCAGAUUUACCGCCUUUCUUCAAGCUUACACUUAGGUGGAUUCACUUUCAGGGUAAUUCUAGCGCACACUGUCGUUCUCCGCUAUCCAAGCGCAAGCCAACUCCAUUCACUGGGAUCGUUCCACGCACUGUAGUUUCACUCAUAGACGCCACCACAUCAUACCUUGUUAUGGAAAGUGUGGCAUUAGUGGAUUUUCCCUCAACAAUGGCCCAGGGUUCCUCUCGUUGACGCAUAGACAUUUCAGCACUUUGUUUCCCCGCGUUGGGCAAUCCACUAUCGACUAGUUAGUUUCAAAUGGUUUCUGAUCUUCUAUAAGCGUUUGCAAGUUAAUCAAUAUCACGACAACAUAUGGCCUAAAUCAAUUAGCAUCUCACUCACAACACCUGUACUUUACGUGUAAUUGUUGAUUACUGUAAAGAUGACCGCUAGUAUUGACAGUAUUGAGGAGAGCAGCGAUCCUGACCGCUCUCUCCAUUCCAUAGAUUCUGACGAUGAUGUCUUCCAUGGCCGUGCUGGUCCAGUGCUGCUCAACAAAACAAGUGAGGGGGCAAAGGCCAGCACGGAUGCCGUCUCUCACUCACUUAUCGCCUCUGAGCUUGGAGAAGAAGACCACAUCUCCCAACAGGCUCUCGAGUCCCCCACUAGGCACCCCUCCCCAGAUCCAAACACCUCUCCCGGCCUUUUUAGGUCUGAAGACGAAGACUCCUCAUUGGUACUGAAACGCAACAUCAAACUGAAGUAUACUCACAGCACGUCUUCCCUGCCCAACAUGAGCGGACCCAAGCGAGCGCGCAACACCAAAACCAAAGUUGACGACAACGAUGCUAUCUCACCACAAGUUCCCAAGCAUAACAGCAACCGCCAUCUAGAAGAAGACCCUGAGGCGCAAACCAUCAAGACGCUCCGCGACGACCAACACAUGAAGUUCCACGACAUCGUCUCCCACCUCAACCAAGCGCGUCUUGCCCGCGGCGAAGCAGCAACAUGGACCGAGCCCGCAGUCUACAGCCGCCUCGUCCGCAGCACACCGCGUCUCGCAACCGCCACACACGAAAUCGGCUUCGACCCCAAGGACUACAUGCACCUGCGCCACCCCAACCUGUACACCGACGACAACGGCACGGGCACGACCAGCAAGGCGGGCAAGAAGCGCGUCAAGAACUACGACAACGCCAUGGAACUCAGGGUGAAUCUGCGCGCGAAGCUGGAUGAUCAGGCUGAGCUCGAGACGGCGGAGAAGUCGGAGCAGCUUUUGCUGGCGGUGGCGAAGGUCGAGCGCAACUUCUGGGUCUUGGUGGCGGAUGAGAUGGAGAGGGCUACUACGAAACUGUAUGCGCCGGAGGUUUUGCGGGGUCGUUAUCGUGAUAUCUGAGGUUGGUUGGGACUGACUGGUUACGGGGCGUUACGGUGUUCGGGUUCGUUUACACGGUGGAUGGGUUUUAGGUUCACUGGCUUCAUCAUUCUCGUCUUGCAACUAGCAAGGCCAGGACUGCCAUCGCAACUAUUCAUGUCUUCAUCGAAGGUCUUUACUCCAUAAAUAGUUUCAGUAUCAAUAACUAGAGCAC